AAAUCCGAUUUCUGUAACAUAAAAUACAUAGUCAUGGGCGUGGAUGUAGAAGUUCUUUCUCCUGGAGAUGGUAAUUAUUCUGUACACGAUAUUCUGUGAUCUUUCACUUUUCUUUUUCGCUACUUCUUUCUUUUCGAAUUACAUAUCGGUGAUUCUUUUUUUUUAUUUAACUUCGGUUGAUUUUCGUUAAUUAUAUAUGCCGGAGAGUUUAGUCGACAAGAUUCAUUUACAACCUGAAAAUCUAUGAAAAGCAUGCUUUCUCGAUGGUCCAUUCCAAAUAAGGUGAUUUCGAUCUUUACUCAAUGCGUUCAGCGAUUGUAUCAAGUUUUAGUAUUUUGUACUUUUCAUUUAUAAUGUAGCGAUUUUUGUAACGAUGCUUUGUCUGUGCAGGCCAGACAUAUCCGAAAACCGGACAAACUGUAGUUGUCCAUUAUACAGGUAAAUGUUUUUCAAGUUAUUUCCAUUGAAAUAUAUGUAUAUAUAUUGAAAUAAAUAUACAUUGAUAAUGAAUUUUAAAAAUAAAAAAUAACAUUUAAUAUCACGAUCGAAUUACAUUAAAUUAAAUUUUUAUUAAAUAAAAUAUAGCUUUUUAUAAUUUAUAAUUUUAUAAAAUAUUAAUUAUUAAAUGUCUAAUAGGUACACUUGACAACGGGAAGAAAUUUGACUCAAGCAGGGACCGUGGAGUACCAUUUAAAUUCAAAAUAGGUAAAGGAGAAGUUAUCAAAGGCUGGGACCAAGGUGUUGCUCAAAUGUGUGUCGGAGAACGAGCAAAGCUAACUUGCACACCAGAUUUUGCCUAUGGUAGCCGUGGGCAUCCUGGAGUAUAUCCUUUAAUACAAUAUAAACAUUUAUAAUAUUAUCAAUUUCAGAGAUAAACAUAAGGCAAAACCAUACAAUUGAAUUUUAUGAUUUAUUUAAAUUAUCCACAGUGCAAAAAGGAAUUAGUGUAAAUUCUUAUAUUUUGUGUAAUAUUUGCAUAUUAUUAGUAAUUGAAAUUAAAUUAAUGUAUGAAAUUGAUACUAAUAACUAUAGUUGUUAAUUAUUAUUACUACUAGUUAAAUUUGCAUAUUUUCAAUAAUAGAAUGUGCCAAGAAAAGUUAAUCUUAAUGAUUAUAUAAAUAAUGUUGUAAUAUUAUCCUUGACAUAGACACACUAUUCCUCCAAAUGCCGUUCUUAUCUUUGA
Molecule: messenger RNA, 1183 nt
Organism: Heterotrigona itama
Lineage: Eukaryota; Metazoa; Arthropoda; Insecta; Hymenoptera; Apidae
Source: the annotation of a GenBank genome assembly